GGAAGAACGAGAUGGAGUUGGAGUUGGAGAGAGGAAGGAUAGAGCGGGACACACUCAGCCAUCAGCUACUGAGGACCAUCGAGCAGAAGAUCGAGCUGGCACAGCAACUGGAGGACUGGCAGGAGGACAUGCAGGUUGUCAUCGGGCAGCAGCUGAGGAGCCAGCAGCAGCAGGAGGAGGGCCGAACGGCCUCGGCCAGCAGCCCGGAGAAGGGCAGAGCGGCCUCCGCCCGGCAGUCUGGGGGGCUCUUCCUGAGGUUCAGGAAGAGAUGAGCGGGUUGGCG
Hemiscyllium ocellatum (epaulette shark) is the source of this 283-nucleotide messenger RNA. Its product is annotated as BICD family-like cargo adapter 2. Gene Ontology annotation, biological process: vesicle transport along microtubule; Golgi to secretory granule transport. Lineage: Eukaryota; Metazoa; Chordata; Chondrichthyes; Orectolobiformes; Hemiscylliidae. Bases 12 to 272 code for a protein of 86 amino acids. The transcript has 2 exons. The record is from RefSeq and is a predicted model, not a curated record.